Molecule: messenger RNA, 1564 nt
Organism: Gambusia affinis (western mosquitofish)
Lineage: Eukaryota; Metazoa; Chordata; Actinopteri; Cyprinodontiformes; Poeciliidae
Gene: maea
Product: macrophage erythroblast attacher, E3 ubiquitin ligase
Exons: 9
Coding region: 102-1292 (396 amino acids)
Biological process (GO): proteasome-mediated ubiquitin-dependent protein catabolic process
Cellular component (GO): nucleus; GID complex; cytoplasm
Molecular function (GO): ubiquitin protein ligase activity; protein binding
Source: RefSeq, a predicted model, not a curated record
CGGCACCGUGUCGAUAGGUGGCGGUAGUGAACACUGAGGCGAUUCUGAGCUGUUGGGGAAAAAAACAACAAAAACAGCCAGCAGAAAAGCACAGAACCAAGAUGGCGGUGCAGGAGACAGCAGCCCAGCUGUCCAUGGCUCUGAAGGUCCAGGAAUAUCCCACCCUGAAGGUUCCGUAUGAGACCCUGAACAAACGGUUCCGAGCGGCCCAGAAGAACAUCGACCGGGAGACUAGUCACGUGACCAUGGUGGUGGCGGAGUUGGAGAAGACGCUCAGCAGCUUCCCGGUGGUUGACUCCGUGGUGUCGCUGCUGGACGGAGUGGUGGAGAAACUCAGCGCCCUGAAGAGGAAGGCUGCUGAGUCGAUUCAAGCGGAGGAUGAGAGCGCCAAGCUGUGUAAGCGUCGCAUUGAGCACCUGAAGGAGCACAGCAGCGACCAGCCAGGUUCGGUCAACCUGUGGAAGAAGAAACGCAUGGACCGCAUGAUGGUGGAGCACCUGCUGCGCUGCGGCUACUACAACACCGCCGUCAAGCUGGCCAGGCAGAGCGGCAUAGAGGAUCUGGUGAACAUCGAGAUGUUCCUCACAGCAAAGGAGGUGGAGGAGUCUUUGGAGAGGCAGGAAACGGCCACCUGCCUCGCCUGGUGCCAUGACAACAAGUCCCGCCUCCGCAAGAUGAAGAGCUGUCUGGAGUUUAGUCUGAGAAUUCAGGAGUUUAUUGAGCUCAUCAGGCAGAACAAGCGCAUGGAUGCAGUGCGACAUGCAAGGAAGCAUUUCAGUCAGGCAGAAGGAGGGCAGCUGGAUGAGGUCCGGCAGGUGAUGGGAAUGCUGGCCUUCCCAUCAGAUACACACAUCUCCCCCUAUAAGGAUCUUCUGGAUCCGGCUCGCUGGAAGAUGCUGAUCCAGCAGUUCAGAUACGACAACUACAGACUCCACCAGCUGGGAAACAACUCUGUGUUCACCAUCACCCUGCAGGCCGGCCUGUCCGCCAUCAAGACUCCUCAAUGCUACAAGGAGGACGGCUCCUCUAAAAACCCAGACUGCCCCGUUUGCAGCAAAUCUCUGAACAAGUUGGCACAGCCGCUGCCGAUGGCUCACUGCGCCAACUCCAGGCUGGUGUGUAAGAUCUCUGGGGAGGUGAUGAACGAGAACAACCCGCCCAUGAUGCUGCCCAACGGAUACGUCUACGGCUACAACUCCCUGCUGUCCAUCCGCCAGGACGACAAAGUGGUCUGUCCCAGAACCAAAGAGGUGUUCAGCUUCUCUCAGGCAGAGAAGGUCUACAUCAUGUGAUCACAUCCUCCACCGUGACCACUCAGUGGAGCUGUGACCUUUCACCCCAGUAGAUUACUUCCUCUUCCUGACACAGCUGGGCUCUUCUUCUUUCAGACUGUUUAGAUGUGACUAGGAGUUGUUCGACCUGAUCCAUUCAAGCACACGGACAUUUUCAUUAUCUUAAAGGCCUUUACUCUGAAUAUUAGAGUCUAGAGGAAAAAGGACUGAGUGAAACUGUUAGUUAGAUGUUUGAUUUUACUACAACAAAUAAAAAAAGAACUUGUAAAGGA